CCACUGCGCCACCAGGGAGGCCCGUUUCAUGUUCUUUGGAUAGAUGCUGCAAUUUCUCCAGCGUGUACCUUCUGUCCUGUCCGCCCACUCUGUGCGCACCCCCUUCUCCAGUACGGUGUCCUUGUUUGAAGUCCUUGAUACAGAUAGGAGCCUGGAGUGGAAUACCAAGAGGUUGCUACUAACAAGUUCCAAGAGUUCGAGCCUUCUAAGGUGCUGCAGGUAUCCAAGUUGGAAUCUCUGGAAAAAGAGACGUGAAUAUCUGCAAUGCUAUUUCCUGACAAGAAGUUGAUACAAGAGAAGGAAAGAUCAGCAACUAGUGAGCAGAAUUUUGAAUAACCAGGAUUUUGUAUUUAUCACCUCAAAUACAGACUUCUGUUGUCUACUUUAAAUCAGAGAUAACUGCUUUCAGAACCCAGACAAGGCGAAAGGAUACUUUUCUUCUGACAUUUUUGAGAUCAAAGAAAUUGCAAUGUCUAGGAAACAAAACCAGAAGGAUUCAUCAGGAUUCAUUUUUGAUUUGCAGUCCAAUACUGUACUGGCCCAGGGAGGAGCUUUUGAGAACAUGAAAGAGAAGAUAAAUGCUGUGCGUGCUAUAGUUCCCAAUAAAAGCAAUAAUGAAAUCAUCCUGGUUUUGCAGCACUAUGAUAACUGUGUGGAUAAAACAGUACAAGCAUUCAUGGAAGGUAGUGCCAAUGAAGUACUCAAAGAAUGGACAGUAACAGGCAAGAAAAAGAACAAAAAGAAGAAAAGCAAACCAAAACCUGCAGCAGAAGCAAGUAACAGUAUCCCAGAUUCCAGUAAAUCGGUUUCCUUUCAAGAAGAGCAGUCUGCACCUUCUUCAGAGAGGGGUGGUGUUAAUGGUUAUCAUGUCAAUGGUGCCAUCAAUGACACUGAGUCUGUAGACUCAUUCAGUGAAGGUAUGGAGACACUUUCAAUAGAUGCCAGAGAAUUGGAGGAUCCAGAGUCUGCCAUGCCAGAUAUGCUGGAUAGAACAGGGUCCGUGUUGGAGAAUGGUGUCUCUGAUUAUGAGUCCAAGGCUUUGACUAUGCAUUCCACUCAGAAUUCUCAACAAAAUAGGAAUGCUGGCAAAUCUUCCUCAAGACCUAAUACAGGGCCUCAGUUUUCAAAUCUGGGCAUGGAAGAUGUUCCACUCUCCUCUACCAACAAAAAACUAGGCUCCAAUAUUGAAAAAUCUGUGAAAGACCUCCAGCGCUGCACAGUGUCUCUUGCACGGUAUCGAGUUGUAGUUAAAGAAGAGAUGGAUGCUUCCAUUAAGAAAAUGAAACAAGCCUUUGCUGAAUUGCAGAGCUGUUUAAUGGAUCGAGAAGUGGCACUGCUUGCUGAAAUGGACAAAGUUAAAGCUGAAGCAAUGGAAAUUCUGCUCAGCCGACAAAAAAAAGCCGAAUUUCUGAAGAAGAUGACUGAUGUGGCCGUUCGAAUGUCAGAGGAACAAUUGGUUGAGCUCAGAGCUGAUAUCAAGCACUUUGUUAGUGAACGUAAAUAUGAUGAGGAUCUGGGACGCGUAGCCCGGUUCACCUGUGAUGUAGAGACCCUGAAGAAGAACAUUGAUUCAUUUGGACAUGUGUCCCAUCCAAAGAAUAGCUAUUCUACCAGAUCCCGAUGUAGCUCAGUUACAUCUGUGUCCUUGAGUAGCCCGUGUGAUGCCUCUGCUGCUUCCUCUUCCACCUGUGCCUCUGCUCCCAGCCCUACAAGUGCUAACAAGAAAAAUUCAGCACAAGGAGAGACGCCUGCAGCUGCAGCAAACUCCAGUGGCCGGCCCUACCAGAUUCAUCCAGAGGUAUCGCUGGGAAACCGAAGAGGAGGACAAGGCUACAGGCCGCAAGGUCAAAAAUCCAGUGGCCCCGUGAACCAAGGGCGACAUGACAGUGGGGGUCGUUACAGAAAUAGCUCAUGGUAUUCAUCUGGCUCCAGGUAUCAGAGUGCUCCACCCCAGGCACCCGGGAACACUAAUGAAUGGGGCCAGGCUUACUCCACAGGGACUAAUGGAACUGGAGCCAGCGCGGAGCCUGGCCCGCCCAAGCCCACGUUCAAAAAGGGGCUCCCGCAGCGUAAACCCAGGACCUCUCAACCUGCAGUCGUGAACUCUUGAAGGAAAAUCCAGUUGGCCUCUCUUCUGUCCCACAUUUUGACUUGAUAACUGGACUUUGGGAAACUUAUAAUUAGAUUUAAUAACAAAAAGAAGUUUACUCAUAUCACUUUUUGUGCCAUUCUAAAUAUUUUUGGUUUCCUCUUUCAUUUCUUCUUUAUCAUUUUUGGAAGUGAUGCUGGUUUUUUUUUUUUCCCUUGACCUUUCCCAAUGAUAUGGAUUGAUUCUGAUUGGUCAUUGCCACCAGGAAUCAUAGGCAACUGUUGCUAGGUUCCUCAAGGGUAAGCAGUGUUCUUCCCUGUGCGCCAGGCUUGCAGUUGCCUGAGGAGGCCUUCCUCAGCACCUGCUGCUGCGCAGGCUGCCUCGAGGAGGUGGGUCAGCACUCCUUCCUGUUGCCUUUUCCGUCUCAGUGAACAACAGCAUAGUAGGAAAGGCAAGAAAGGGCUUGUUUUCUGCUCUGAGUGAGCUGGAGGAGGGGAGGGUUAAUGGGUGGAAAGGAAAGGACACUGGGAAACACUCACGCAUCUCUCUCUGCACCCAGAAUGUACCUGAGACUGACACUCAGAUCAGGGCUUCAGUCUCCUGCUUGGCAACCUAGCCUCACAUGCAACUUCUUCAAAAUGCCUAAAACCCUUGUUUGCUAUUACCUGAGACUACAAACCAAUCUAGGGAAAUCUAUGGGAAGGUAGCAUUUAAUUAAAGUUUAAAAAAAGAAAAGUAUUUCUUUGUUUCAGUGUUUGAAGAUUUCGUUGUUGUUAUUCUCUUGACUGAAUACCCUAUUCUGAUCCUGAACCAAAUUUCUAGCAAUAUAAUUAGUGUUAUCUAAGGUGUUACCUAUCAAAUAAUUGCCAUCAAUCUUUACAGUUGAAUAAAUAAAAACAACUGCAUCAGUAUUCACACAUUUGUUUCGCAGCAACAAGUGACU
Molecule: messenger RNA, 3032 nt
Organism: Talpa occidentalis (Iberian mole)
Lineage: Eukaryota; Metazoa; Chordata; Mammalia; Eulipotyphla; Talpidae
Gene: SPATS2
Product: spermatogenesis associated serine rich 2
Exons: 15
Coding region: 470-2110 (546 amino acids)
Cellular component (GO): cytoplasm
Molecular function (GO): protein binding
Source: RefSeq, a predicted model, not a curated record